Daldinia caldariorum is the source of this 2606-nucleotide messenger RNA. Its product is annotated as Metallo-dependent phosphatase-like protein. Gene Ontology annotation, cellular component: cytosol. The coding region runs from base 35 to 2158 and encodes 707 amino acids. Gene Ontology annotation, molecular function: hydrolase activity. NCBI's taxonomy places the organism in Eukaryota, Fungi, Ascomycota, Sordariomycetes, Xylariales, Hypoxylaceae. The record is from RefSeq and is a predicted model, not a curated record. The transcript has 9 exons. Gene Ontology annotation, biological process: nucleotide catabolic process.
GGUAUAUGCCUGUAUUGCCCUUAUCUUCGUAUGCAUGGCAAACGUCAUCCAAUUGUACUUAAAUUCUCUUGUCCCGUUUCUUUUGAGAACCGAGCGGCUCGAAGUUUUGCUUGGCUGUCUGGUUUUAACCGCCAACAAAGACUUGACAUCCUCUAAUAGUUUCACCUCCGUCAAGAUGCGCCCCGUCAACUCGGCUACUGUACUUGGAGCCCUAAACCUAGCCCGUAUUGCUUCGGCAUGCUCCGGUUGUUCGGGUUCAGUGGAUCACGUCGAGCACGUCCGACACGUGAAGCGUAUGCAGCCCGGUGCUAUUAAUGCUACCUACGGACCUACGAGAGCUCUAGAGUGGGGUCAACUGAACUUUUUGCAUACUACCGACACUCAUGGAUGGCUAGAGGGUCACCUUAAGGAAGCUAAUUAUGGCGCUGAUUGGGGUGACUUCGUCUCCUUCUCGACUCAUUUCAAACACCAAGCCGGUAAAAUGGGCGUGGAUCUGCUUCUAGUAGAUACUGGGGAUUUGCACGAUGGGGCCGGGUUAAGCGACGCUACAUCACCGGACGGCGAGGUUUCGAUAAAGGUCUUCGACAAGGUCCAAUACGACUUAUUGGCUAUUGGCAACCACGAAUUGUAUCUGGCCGAAGUCGCCUACCAGGCUCUGGAUGAGAUAUCGGCGUACUGGGGCGAGAAGUAUCUCACAUCAAACGUCCAAAUACUCAACAGGCAGACGAAGGAAUGGCAGUAUAUCGGCAACACGCACCGAUACUUCACAACCAAGCAUGGACUUAGGAUCAUGGCUUUCGGCGUGUUAUUUGACUUUACUAGUAACACAAAUGUCUCUAAAGUCAUCCCUGCGAAGACCAUGGUUACGCAAAAAUGGUUUUUGGAUGCCAUCAAUUAUCCCGAGCCCGUGGACAUCUUCGUCGUUCUAGGCCAUAACCCUGCCAGGCCGACGGAUAAGGCGAGCACUUUCCCUAUCGUCUUGGACGCGAUUCGUGCGGUGCACCCGGACACUCCUGUCCAGUUUAUUGGAGGCCAUAGCCAUAUUCGAGAUUUUGCUGUUCUCGAUGGUAGUAGCACAGCGCUCGAGUCGGGCCGAUACUGUGAAACUCUCGGUUGGCUCUCGAUGUCGGGGUUCGACAAUAAAAACAGUGGCUAUUCUGGUAGCUUUCCCAGUCCUAUUGGUGUUCCUAAUCCAACUCGGAAAGCAAUAAAGAAUUCCACUUCUCCAUUCGUAUACUCUCGUCGCUAUCUCGAUUGGAACCGCAGAACUUUCGAGUACCACGCUGCGACGCGACAUAAUAAAAGCUUCGACUAUCAUAGCGGCCUGGCCGUCACGGCGGAUAUUACGAAAGACAGGAAGCAGCUUAACCUUACAGACGUGUACGGAUGCGUUCCUCAGGAUUAUUGUCUGACGUGCGCGCCUUUCAACGGCAGUGGCAGCAUCUUUCCUCUCCUCUCGGAUGCGUUAGCCGUAAGUGUCGUGAACGAAUCGCGUACAGAUAUACCGCGAUAUAUCAUAGCCAACACGGGAAGUGUUCGGUUCGACAUGUAUAAGGGUCCUUUCACUUACGACGACCAAUUCAUCGUCUCUCCAUUUCGCGAUAUUUUCUUGUACAUAGCAGGAGUGCCUUACGCCAUCGCGAAAAACUUGACCGAAUUGCUCAACAAUGCCGGGGCCAGUCGGAAGCGCAACGUUGGCGUCGUUCCUAUUGAACGCGACAUUUGUGUCGACCCCUUCCCCCCUGUCCACUUUACGGAACUUGGACGUGAAGAGAAGCUCGAGCCUCAGGCUCACGCUUACGCCCAGGCUCACGCUCGUAUUUCAAGGCGUCAGGUCAUCGACUUAACCGCGGGAUAUACGACAAAGGACGACUUUGGAACCGACGGUGACGACACUGCCCAUUCCGAAAUUCCACACUAUGAAAUUCCCGAUUUCUUCCAAGCCGUUGCCGGAUUCAACGAUAGCCAGCCGGCAGAAGUUGUCGACGUUGUGUUUGUUGACUUUAUCGAGAGUGAUCUUCUUGCUAUCCUCGGCUCCAACUAUAGCUCUAGCCAUGUGUCUUACUACAUUGAUGCGAACUUCACCACGCAAGAUUAUUUACCGUUGUAUAUCCAGCAGACGGAGGUUUUCCAAACCGGACUGCCUAACUGUAGAUAGGUUAGCGAAUAUUGUAGGUAACAAUUAGCGAUCACCAUUUUGCCCAUUCUAGAAAAAAAAUGAAGUUUUAAUUGGGUAGUGGUUAAUAUUUUUGCUAAGAUCCGAUUAGGUACCUAGGUACCUAAGCUAGCUUCCAGGGAGAAACAUGUCGAGAGCUACAUAUGCACGUCAAUCCCUUUAGUUUGAGCUUGAAUCUCCGCUUUUAAUAGGUACCUUUUCCUGUACCUCCAAAGUUAGGUACCUAUGGAGGUACGUAUACCUUGCUAACCUAAGUUACUACCUUAACGCGUUAAAGGGGUAUUUAAAAAUAAUUAUAAAGAUAAUUUUAAAGGUAAAAAUGUUUAUAUUAUAAUAUUAUAUAAAAAAUACUUUUAUUUAUUUAAAGUUAUUAAUAAAUAUAUAUAUAAAGUUGAAAAUAAAUAAUAUAUAAAUUAAUAUAAUAAAUUUA